ACAGUUUCUUGCUAGCUCUCGCCGGGGUAGGUUGUGCCUCCUUGAUCUAUUUCGCCUGUCGGAAUAUUAUCAGACGCAUUCACGGAAGUUUGUGGACUGUGCAUCCUCUCGUCCUCUUCAAGUUCUGCUCCUGACGGCCAAGUGACCCAAAGCAAAAUUGUUGCUUAAGGACAACCUCGAAUAUCUCCAGACCCAAAGCUUCGCAAAUCAAACAUACUUAUACUUGCUCCAAGAUGCUGGCACUCAGAGCUCUCGUCGUGUUGGCACUUGGCACUAUGGCCUCGUCCUCUGCCAUCCCUAUUUGGGAGCUUCUGACUCGCCAGGAAAAGAUGGGUCGCUUGAUGUACGUGUUCAUCCACCUAGUAGACCAGUACUGCAAGGAUUCCAACAUACCUGACUGUCGCAAAGUGUUGACGCUCUAUGGUAUGUCCAACCUGGUCAACGAGGAAGACAACUCCCUCGACCUGAUGGACCCCUACCAGAGCAACUCCAAGGGUAUCAUCUGGGAGAAGGUCAUGAAGGGCGACUUUAAGCUCCCGUCCUACAAGACUUUUUACACUGAGGAUAUCUCCACUAGUAAUGAAGAUUACGAUCAGAUGAACGAGGUUCAGGACGGGCCUUACCCUUCCGUUUUUGGAAGCCACAAGACUGCCAACGACCCUCAUCCUUAUGCUGUCCGCGUCCCUGCCCCUGUUAAAUUUGCUAACGCCCAUGCCACCAGCAGCCAUCCAUACGCCGUACGGGUGGCUCCCCCCACUGAGGUAGCUGGCCAGACUUCAGGACCCUCCGGCAUCAAACCUAGUGCUGACUUCGAGCCUAUGAUGACUGAGAGCCGCACUUCGACUUCCUUUGUCCACCGCUUGUUGCCUGGUCCCUCUGCUCCGAGGCUUGCACGCUUCAGACGUAACGUCUUCCCGGAGGAGGAGAUGAAGGAACUGCUCUCGCAGGUCUUCACCAAGUGAAGAGUUAUGGAAUUUCUACCUAGUACCUUCUCCCUCCUCCGCUGCUGUACAGUUAGAGGUAGCCAGAGGUAUGUGCAUCGACCACCAGCAGCUUUCUGAAUGCUGCGGACCUCUGACCACUGUGCCAAUGCUUUAAGACUUGCAGUCGAGGACGCUUCCUAAAGAAAAACCUGUGUUCCAAUUAUAAGAGGCUUUGUAGACAGUAAUGCUUUAUUGUUAUUUAAGUGGCGAGUCUGCCAUUGUAUAUACAAAUGUAAAUACUUUAUUUAUGUCUGGUGUAUAUCUAGUCAACAACGUCAGAGCUGUGUGCCAAAGGGUAGAUGGAAACCUGCUUCCAGUCGACCUUUGAAGGCUAUCAUGAGAGGAGGAUCGCGCUGCGAGGGGCGGCAUUCGGUGUUUGAUUCUGAUUUUAUCUGACCAGAAAAUGUAUUCAAUGCAUGAGGCUACAGUAGCUCCUGAAGCUGGAAACUUUGGGAGGUCUCAAGCCCACCAGCUGCACUACACUUUGCACAAUGAGUUGCGACAUCGGAUGCAUUCCACAAGAACCUGGCCUUCAGCGCCUAACACUUUCCUCCCAAUCUGUUAUCAGCGUUAUUUUGUAAUGCUGAACGAAUCAAGAUUCAUUACCAUAAUAACAUUCAUUUAUCAACCACGAGCUGUUACUCUUCAUCAUUCACUAUUAUUUAUCAUCAAUGACAACUACAGUAAUUGUAUUCUUUUGCCGCUAUUACAUUCAUGAUCCAUGGCCACCGACUGUUCUUGUCAGUGAUACCAAGAACAUUUAUUCUAUACACUCAUCAAGACUGGAGAGACAUAUGACUUCCAAACCAUUUUCAGACUAAAAAAAUAAUGUAUUAAAGUCUCAACAUAACGAAGAAGCUAUAGUGGGGCCCACUACAGAUCCGUGGACUCUGAGCUCUGCUACUCAAAAUCUUCUAUACACAAGAGAAACAAAGCUUCGCACCUUCGUCCAAGUAUGAAGAUGAUGUUAACAUCCUACAGACGUUAAGGUCAUGUUUACCUACAGCAGAAAGUAGCUACACUCGGCUUCGGGUCGACUCUCUCCAACAUGCUCCAUAUUGUUAUUGUUGCGAUUUUCAUUAUAUUGCAUUCUUCAUUCUGUAUUAUAAUCAUCUGGAAUAAUGUUUGUAUAAAUAUUGUAAAAUAAACGAUUUUGUUAUGGUUGUAAA
Procambarus clarkii (red swamp crayfish) is the source of this 2152-nucleotide messenger RNA. RefSeq names its product Rhythmically expressed gene 5 (gene Reg-5). The record is from RefSeq and is a predicted model, not a curated record. NCBI's taxonomy places the organism in Eukaryota, Metazoa, Arthropoda, Malacostraca, Decapoda, Cambaridae.